CUGCUCACAAAAUGUCAUGAAAUUAUCAAAUACCAAAACUCCCAAACGCGGUAGUGUGCUUCGCGACAGUGUCGCAAAUCGUGCUGUACUCUUUGGUAGCUAGGUACUCCAUGGAAACGAGCUCGCGGCCGGAGUUUUGUUUACACUCUUGGGGAGCCAACAGCUACGGGCAGCUGGGACAGGGACAUGUGGAGGACCAGUCAGAUCCCCGGCUCUCUGACACCGCUGCUCUACACAACAAGGCAGUCCGGGCUGUCAGCGGCGGCGGGGUUCACUCCGUGGUUAUCACCGAGAAUGGAGAGGUUUUUGUGUGCGGACAGAAUCACAGAGGCCAGCUGGGACUUGGCCACAAUGCAGACAUCUCAUCUCUUCAACUCUGCCCCGGCCUAAGUCAAAGGGUCACAAAAGUAGCCUGUGGUUGGGAUUUUACUCUUCUUCUCACUGAUUGUGGUCGAGUACUGGCAUGUGGCUCCAAUGCAUUUGGACAACUUGGUGUUAGACAGACAGUCACACACUCUGCAGAUCCACUGGUUGUUGAGAGUCUGAAGGAGCCAGUGGUGAGUGUUGCAGCAGGACUCAGACAUUCACUAGCUGUUACUGACUCAGGCUGUGUUUAUCAGUGGGGAAGAGGUCUUUUCAGCCACGCUAAGAGGGCACUCAGCCCACGCCCUGUGCCAUCACACCUCAGUUCUACGGUGCCCUCUCUGGUACCAGGUCUGGAUCAGAAGACCUCACACAUGGUAACUGCAGGUUUAGCGCACUGUGUGUGCCUUACAGGAGAUGGUGAUUUGUUUCUGUGGGGUAGCAACAAGCACGGCCAGCUGACCACCCCAGAGCCCUUCCUGUCCUCUCCCACUCUUAUGAAGCGCUCACUGCUGGGUGGAGAGAAAGUUAUCCAUAUUUGGAGUGGCUGGACACACAUAGUUGCUCAAACAGAGACUGGGAGAGUGUUCACAUGGGGCAGAAGAGAUUAUGGACAGCUGGGACGACAAGCAUCAACCAGUCAGAACCCAGAGCGGCAGUCAGCUGCUCCUUCAGCAGAUGGUGGAAACCAGGAGGCUUGCCUCCCUGGAGAGGUUAAAGUCCUCCGUGGAGCGACACAGAUUGCCUGUGGAUCUGAACAUAACCUUGCCAUUGUAGAAACAGGUCAACACAGACUUGAGACAGAUUCAUAUUCUCCAUGCAUUGAGUGCAUCAGGAGUAGAACAGCAUGCACCGGGUGGUACUGGAAUGGUUUGGAGUAUAACACUAUAAAAGACUGGAAAAGGUGUCUUGAUUCAGAGGUGUCAUUGUAAAAGGGACAAUCAAUGCGAGCUUGCCAUUCUUGCUUCUCUUCCCCGUGCUGUAUCUCAAGGUCAUGUCAUUUUCACGGGUAUGCUACAUGCAGAAUUGCAAAGAAUGAGGAGCAGCAGCAGCAGACGGGUCAUUAGUGUCAGCCCCCAUGACUAAAUUUAGCUGGGGCUCUUCCCUUAAGCACCAUCACUACAGGUUUUCCCUAUGCAAGGUCAUACUGUCCAGAUGAUCAACCCUUGGGAAUUGUAGUGAGCUGAGAGGCUUGUUGAACUGAGGACAGAGUUUUAUGAGAAACCUAUAUUUCCCGUAAUGGCACAAGUUUACUUUAGCCUUUGUUAUGUAUUGAUUAGACAAUCACAUUUCAUCACAUUCAGGCUCUGAUAUUUCUGAUGCACACAACAUGGGUGUAACAGAUACAGUAUUCUCUCCUGGGUAUCGAUUGCAAACCUGUCCUCAUUUUAUCCUGCUCAAAUCAUACUGUACUGGCUAACAGUGUGUUACUUCAAUGGGAAUCUGAAGUCAAUAGAUCAGAGUUGGUGGACAAAGAGGCAGACAGGAAGAGUGGAUAGCUACUUUAUGAUCCUGUGAAUCACAAAAGUUGGAUCAAUAGCAGUUUGUUCAUGCAUGGAAAUGUCUAUUAAGCAGCUGGGAGGAGCAGUGAAUGGCAUCAGGGAGGAGGUUAGUUGGAGCAGGGCAUGUCUGGGCAGGAGGACUCUCACGUAUAUUCCACUGAGCAAAGGAUACACAGCCUCUUAGUCAGUCCAUUCACAGUGUGUCACUAAGGCAGGCAUGCAGCACGAGAUGGAAAACAGGCCCUUAUCAUAUCAUUUCAUCACUGGCAAUUCAUCGCAUUGUGCUAAGGAAAUCGCUGCUGCUUAUGAAUGUCUGCUUCCUAUUCAUGUUAGUAUGAUGGUUCUGGUGUUACAGCACACUGACUUCUGUUCGGUCAGCAGGGCUGUCUUCUUUGUUCAGUGAGAAAACAUCACUGUUCACCAUAUGCAUCUUAAAACUCACACAUCAGGUUUACACACUUAUAUAGCAUGUGAAUGUGGGUUUUUAAAUUCUCUUUAAAUUCAGUACAAAAUGUCCAUCUUUUAAACAUACAAAUAGAGUGUGGACAAAAGGAGCACUUGACAUUUUAAUGCAAUUAAAAAUACAAAAUUACUAAAAAAUGUAGCUUUGUCAGGCUACUACUGGUCAGCUGUUGUUGGUACAGUGUAAGAGAGAUUUUGUGUCAAGUUUUGAGGCAUUAGGACAGUGUUUGUGUUGUUGUACUGGAUUGCAUAAUAUUGUUUUGUCCACCCCCUCCACAGUAUGUACUGCACAAAAUAGCAAGAACUCCCUAGAAUAUAAUACAAUCCAAUUCAACCAUGACCUCAAAAAAUAACAAAUUGGAAUCCACAGCUGGAGUACCAACUGGGCAAAGCGGACAACUGCCCCGGGGGCCCCGGAUCGUCAGGGGUCCCAGAAGCCACAGAUUUAUUGUUAGCUUGUUUGUGCUAAUUUAAUUAAUUGCAGAUUUGUUUGGGAGUUUCUUGUCUACAUGAAUCUAAAUUUACAUAGUGAAUGUUCCUGAAUAAAUUUAACAAGGUGAGUUAAUCUGGUCCUGUCAGCACGUCACCGAUGCAGUAUGAACAGAUAUUUUAUAUAUUAGGUUUAUUGACAGUAGAGCUAAAACGAUUAGUCAAUAGAUUAGUGGAACAGAAAAUUAAUUGGCAACAAUUGAUAAUCUAACAAUUGUUUACAUUUUUUUUUUUCAAAAGUGCUCCCCAAAUUAACUCGCUCUAGCGUCUAAAAUGAGAAUGAUUGCUUGUUUUCUUAGUUUUCUAUGAUUGCAAACUGAAGCUUUUUGGGUUUUGGACUGUUGGACGGACAAAAUAAGAUGUUUGGCUUUAGAAAGUCGUGAUGGGGAUUUUUCACCAUUUUCUAGCCCAAAUGUAUUAUUCAGUUAUUCAAUCGAGAAAAUAAACGGCAGAUAUCUCGAUGAUAAAAAUAAUACUUAGUUGCAGCCCUAAUUAACAGGUGCUCUUGUUAUUUUGCACAUCAAUUAGCAAAAGAGUUGAAAAAUAAAUGUCACCAUCACUGCCAGCAUGCUUCAGUGUGUUAAAAGCCUCAUUCUUGUAAGCCACUUUCAUGUCGACCGCUGAUGCCUCCUGACACAGUGGCUCGCUGAGCCCUCUGAACAUCCCACCCUUCAAGCUGUUAAAUAAACGCUGCAUCUUAUCAGACCGCCUCUUGCAGUAAAUUAUGUGUCUUUGAGACAGUUAGGAACAGUGUGGCCUGGAGGGAGGGUGACAGGCAAAGAUUGUUUUCUCCUUAUUGGCUAAUUCUCACUGUUGCUGGCAAACCACAGGCCUACAGUGAAAUGCACUGACAGGGGUUUUUCACUGAUGUAUCCACUCUGAAAAGAGGCUGUAAUUAACUCUGAGGCUCAGUUCUAAUUAAUCUUCUUGCCAGUCUUGGUGGAGCUCUGUCACUCUCCACUCUCUGCUUUGUCUUGCUCACUGUUAAAAGUAGGACACAUCUGAGGAGUUUUCUGCUUUGGGAAAUGUCCUGCAUGCAGAAGGUGAAAUUUGAAAGAAGCGUGUGUGUGUGUGUGUGUGUUGGUUAAACCGCUUUCACUAAUGCUUGCUGUAAGAGUGAGAACAUGUCGAUACAGUUUACACUUGCUGGAUGGAGCCUGAUAACAAAUUACACCAAUCAGUCUGCUACAGCUGUAAAACCAGCGUGCAGCACAAAUCUGAAGGUGUAAAGUCAUUUCAUUGUCACCAUCUAGAGGCAUUGCACCCAGAUGGAAAAGUGCCCAUAACAAAGACCAAAAAUGUCACCUCUAACAGCAAACUAAAUUUUGUCUGGAGGUCUGCCACUAAUAGUCUGGUGGUGCCAAAGAUCUGGUUUCCUAAUGUGUAGCUGACCUAUUUAACCAAAGAGCCAGCCUACCCAGGGAUCCCUGUGUCCUGGAAAUAUCAAUCCAAAGACCUGUGAGAGUCACAAUGAGUUUCUUUAUCUUCUCCUGCGAGAUAGAGGAGGGUGGGAGCGAUGAUUUGCAUGUAAAUGAUUUUGACAGUCUCUUUGGUUAAUUCCCCCACCCAGCCCCCACCCUCCUUCUAUGUACAGUCACAUCUCUGCUGUGGAGACCCCUGAGAGGGCAAUUUCAAGGUCAUCAAAAGCCUCUCCCAGAUCCGCCAAUCUUUGUUUCACCAUUAAGGGACAGAGGCAAACACAUCCACAACCAAAGUCCUGUUCAUGCAGCUUUGACAGUUUCGAACCAGCAAUGAAACAUUUUUUUAGCUCAGAAUGUGCCUAUGAUAACUCCUAAUGAGGAUUCAGAUCUCCAGUUUACUAGAAGGA
Siniperca chuatsi (mandarin fish) is the source of this 4644-nucleotide messenger RNA. RefSeq names its product secretion regulating guanine nucleotide exchange factor (gene sergef). Bases 111 to 1295 code for a protein of 394 amino acids. Lineage: Eukaryota; Metazoa; Chordata; Actinopteri; Centrarchiformes; Sinipercidae. The transcript is spliced from 12 exons. The record is from RefSeq and is a predicted model, not a curated record.